Molecule: messenger RNA, 3538 nt
Organism: Gasterosteus aculeatus aculeatus (three-spined stickleback)
Lineage: Eukaryota; Metazoa; Chordata; Actinopteri; Perciformes; Gasterosteidae
Gene: mccc1
Product: methylcrotonyl-CoA carboxylase subunit
Cellular component (GO): mitochondrion
Molecular function (GO): methylcrotonoyl-CoA carboxylase activity; metal ion binding; ATP binding
Source: RefSeq, a predicted model, not a curated record
AGUCCUUGGAAAGGUCACAAAUGAUAAUACAGACAUUUACAACCGUGUGGAAGUGUUUUAUUAGCGCGGGUGUAACAAUUUAAGUCCCCGGACGUUUCUGCGUGGUUCAUGUUGAUUUUUUGCUGCAGUUAAUUGAGAACCAAACGGUACAUGAGCUGUUUCUGAGAAAACCCCUUCGCCUUUUUCCUGCUCAGCUCAUUAGGUGAGCUAGCAGCUAGCAGCUAGCCUCAUCAGCUGGUAGCCAUGGCCGCUGUUAUUCUGAGUUUCCCCACUCUGCAGAGUCUGAGGAUAUUUACACAGAACUCGUCAUGGACCAAAAGAGGCGUGAGGCUCGUUUCAGGAGGGGUGGGAAGGAUCGAGAAGGUGCUGAUAGCCAAUCGAGGCGAGAUUGCGUGUCGUGUGAUGCGAACGGCCAAGAAGAUGGGCGUCCGCUCGGUGGCUGUGUACAGCGACGCGGACAGAGACUCCAUGCACGUGGCCAUGGCAGAUGAAGCCUACCACAUUGGUCCCGCCCCGUCCCAGCAGAGUUACCUUUCAAUGGAGAAAGUUUUGGAAGUAGCCAAGAUGUCUGGAUCACAUGCGGUGCAUCCUGGUUACGGCUUCUUGUCAGAAAGCACAGAGUUUGCGGAGGCGUGUAAACAGGAGGGCAUCAUCUUCAUCGGGCCACCUUCCUCGGCCAUCCGAGACAUGGGCAUCAAAAGCACAUCCAAACACAUCAUGUCAGCAGCUGGGGUGCCAAUCAUUGGUGGUUACCAUGGAGAGGAUCAAUCAGAUGAGAGGCUGCAAGCAGAGGCAGCUCGGAUUGGAUACCCUGUGAUGAUUAAGGCUGUCCGUGGAGGAGGCGGCAAGGGGAUGCGUAUUGCACUGACAGACUCCGACUUCUUGGAGCAGUUGGAGUCGGCGAGACGAGAAGCCAGGAAGUCCUUCAAUGACGACGUCAUGCUGGUUGAGAAGUUUGUAGAGGAUCCCAGACAUGUGGAGGUUCAGGUGUUUGGGGACAUGCACGGUAACGCUGUCUAUCUGUUUGAGAGGGACUGCAGUGUCCAAAGAAGACAUCAGAAGAUCAUCGAGGAAGCACCAGGGCCUGAUAUUAGUCCCGCGGUGCGGAGGAAACUUGGAGAAGCUGCUGUCAGAGCAGCCAAGGCUGUCAACUAUGUAGGAGCAGGUACGGUUGAGUUCAUAAUGGACGCCCAGCACAACUUUUACUUCAUGGAGAUGAACACCAGGCUGCAGGUGGAGCAUCCCGUCUCGGAGAUGAUCACUGGGACUGACCUGGUGGAGUGGCAGCUCAGGGUGGCAGCAGGUGAGCGCCUGCCUCUCCUCCAGGAUGACAUCGUUUUAAGGGGUCACUCUUUUGAGGCCCGUAUCUAUGCCGAGGAUCCAAACAACGACUUCCUGCCGGGGGCGGGGCCUCUGCUGCAUCUCUCCACCCCUUCACCAGACCAACACACGCGUAUAGAGACGGGAGUCAGGGAAGGGGACGAGGUGUCGGCACAUUAUGACCCGAUGAUCGCCAAGCUGGUGGUUUGGGGAGAAGACCGAUCUGCUGCCUUAAAGAAGCUGCGGUACUGCUUACGACAGUACAAUAUUGUUGGACUGAACACUAACAUUGACUUCCUGCUGAGUCUCUCGGGCCACCCGGAGUUUGAGGCUGGAAACGUGACCACCAGUUUCAUCCCGCAGCACUACGCCGACCUUUUCCCCGCUCCGAUGACUCCUUCCGGGGAAACGAUCUGCCAGGCAGCUCUGGGCCUGCUGCUGCAGGAGCAGGAACACACGCAGGGGUUCACACAGACCUCCGCUGAGCCCUUCUCCCCAUUCGGCUCCAGUAACGGCUGGAGAAACAACAUCAAGUUUAACAGAAACGUGACACUGCGGCUCGGAGACAAAACGGUUGAUGUGGUCAUCAUUUACAACAAAGACGGCAGCUACUCAAUGCAGAUUGGCGAGGAGGUGUACCAUGUGACUGGAGAGGUGGAAAUGGACGGCGGAGCCUCAUUUCUUCACUGUUGUGUCAAUGGCGUGAAGUCUCGUCCCAAACUGGUGAUCCUGGACAACACAGUGCACCUGUUCUCCAUGGAGGGGAGCUCCCAGGUGUCUGUUCCAGUGCCCAAGUAUCUGGCUGGUGUGAGUUCUGGUGCCCACGGUGCAGCAGUGGCCCCCAUGACGGGAACCAUAGAGAAGGUGAUGGUGAAGGUCGGAGACAAAGUGGCGGUAGGAGACCCUCUGAUGGUGAUGAACGCCAUGAAGAUGGAGCACACCAUCCGGGCGCCCAAGUCGGGUGUGAUCAAGAGGGUUUUCUUCAGCGAGGGCUCUCAGGCCAAUCGCCACGCUCCUCUGGUGGAGCUGGAGGAGGAGGAGGAGGAGGCGGCGCAGAGGGAGGGGAGCAGCCAGUAAACACACAACGAGGGAGGAGUCAGAAGUAGUUACUGAGAAAGUGAAAAGUGAGGAAUGCGAGUCGGUUCCUGAGUGGUGCAGUGGGAGAACGUGUGCUUCUGUCUGGAAAGGAUCAGACCAAUACUUUCACCCUUCGGAUCCAACGCGCAUUUAGGAGGCUCAGAACCAUUUCAGGUCCACGAAAAAGUUCCUGCGUCUGAUGUAAGCGACACCAUAAUGAAAUUGCCUUUCCCUUGGCGUUGAUUGUGGAACUGUUGUUUGUUCCGGCUCGUCUUUUUCUGUUUCUUGUUUGAGUCUCUGGAAGCUUCUGCUCGCGUAUUCUUUUUCUGAUGUCCUGUUAGUGGCGUGUUGGUAGGUUAGGAGCUGGUUUGGGUUUUCGCUUGUUCACAUGAUGUUUCAAGCACUUCCUCACUGAUGAGGGGGACUCCAGAGUGUCUCCUCUGUACAGAGACGGUGUGUCUCUUAAUCUUUACUCUACGAUUAAACAAAUCUGAGGCCGAAGAUAAUAAGUAGCCAGAGUAGCAAGUGUGAAAUCCUAGCAGAAUUAUUUCUCAGUGGUCUGUAGGAAGUUACUCAGGACUGAGAAGCUUCACAUAGACUAUUCAAGUACGCCGAGUGAAUGAUAGCAGCCGUAGCUUUAUAACAGGCUCGGGGGGGAAUAAAGGUCAUGAAGUUAUUGUCUCCAAAGUACUCUCCCACUUUGAUUCUUUGUCAUAAAAAUAUUACUGUUUUCACUGGAACUUGAUUUUAUGAAGCUGAAUAAAAUGAAAUCUUUGAUACAAGUAAACAUUUAGUAUUUGAGGGGGUCUAAUGUCCUUUGAGACUGCCUCAUCAUUGAGCCCUGAUGUGUGUGUGUGCGCUUCAAAUGAGAGGUCUGUCGUCGUAGAGGAGAAAAGCCCUUUGGAAUAUGGAGGCAGACCAACACUCCACUUAUGAAAUGAGUCCCGAGCCGCUUUGGAUCAAACUGAUAUGAGAACAAGUCGUGAAGGAUGACGUGUCGCUCAGAGGGAUUCAAACCAACACACGAUUCCUGACCAUCGCUCUUUUUACCAACUGCCAUCUGAUCAGGUCUAGUUGACUAAAACUGAUCACCUAUUUUGUAGAUGUGACAAAUGAUGUAAUAAAAUGGUUAAAACGGCUA